Molecule: messenger RNA, 1467 nt
Organism: Capra hircus (goat)
Lineage: Eukaryota; Metazoa; Chordata; Mammalia; Artiodactyla; Bovidae
Product: myeloid-associated differentiation marker-like
Exons: 1
Coding region: 252-1130 (292 amino acids)
Cellular component (GO): plasma membrane; cell-cell junction
Source: RefSeq, a predicted model, not a curated record
UAUAAUUCUGGAGCAGUUCUGUUAUCUCAGGUGUCUGAGCCACUGGUUCUAACUCCACAGAUCCCAGGCCUCAGCCAUCACAGGACUCUGAGCCUUUUCCAGGAAUCUGACUUAAUUCACCUCCAGAGCCGGAUCUUUCUCUGAUGGGUCCUCAGGGAAGACAACCGCCGUGUUGGUGACUGUGACCUGCUUGACCGUCACAACACCAUGUUCUUCAGGGUGACGUCUCGAGACAAGGUGCCUUGGACGUCAUGUGCUGCCUCCUCCGCCUGCCGCAGCUCUUCUGCACCUGCAUGGCCUUCUCCCUCGUGGUCGACAUGGGCAUCCUGAGGGGGGCCAUAGGUAACUGGUCCAUGUCCAUCUGGUGCUUCUGUUUUGCCAUGACCCUCAUCAUCUCCAUUGUAGAGCUGUGUAAGCUCCAGCCCCGCUUUCCUUUCUUCUGGUACAACUUACCCGUCCUCUACGCCUGCUACGCUGCCCUUCUCUGCCUCUUGGCCUUCAUCAUCUAUGCCACCACUCAUGUCCAUUUCCUGCCUUAUGGCCCUUACCGGGACCGAGCCAUCACGGCCACUGCCUUCUCCUGUGUUGCUUCUGUACUUUAUGCCAUGGAAGUGGCCUGCUUGUGGCAGUACUAUGAGCUCAGUGAGGUCUCCUGCUAUGUGCACACCAUGCCAGGCCUGCUGAAAGUGCUGGAGACCUUUGUGGCCUGUCUCAUCUUCACCUUCCUUAGCCAUACCUCCCUGUACCUGCACCAGCCGGCCCUGGAGUGGUGCGUGGCCGUGUACUCCAUCUGCUUCUUCCCAGCAGCCCUGACCAUUCUGGGGAACCUGAUUGGAUGGGAAUACAGGCUGCCUGUGACCUUCCCCAUUUUGCAGUUUUUGCUGACCCUGCUCUCUGUCCUCCUCUAUGUCAGCGCUCUGGUCCUCUGGCCGCUCUACCAGUUCAAUGAGAAGUUUGGUGGGCAGCCCCAGCGAUCCAAUUACAUGGACUGUAUCGAUGGGCUCACCUAUUACAUUUGCACCUGGGAUGAGGAACUGGCUGUGGCCAUUCUGACAGCUCUCAACCUGCUGAUAUACGUGGCUGACCUGGUAUACUGGGCCCACCAGGUUUCUGUAGGAACUGAGGAUUAGCCUGGGGACUCCUGAUCCUCUCUGAUUACCGGAUGCAUAUUUACCAAGCUCCGAUGUCCUCUUCCUGUGUCUUCUCUCUCCUGACUCACACCCUUCCCCAUUCAUCUCACUCUCUUUUUUGCUUUCUUUUCUCCUUCUGCUCUAUCUCCCCCCUGUUUUGUGUGGUUGCCCAUAUCCCUGUUUUGCCUCUUUCUUUUGCUUCUCUCAUCUUCUCUACAUUAUCUUUUUUUUCACCCUUUUCUGGUUAUCCUUGGUUUUCUUAUCUCCUGUGUACUGACCACCUCUUCCCGUUUUCCUUUUCCCGAUUAGAGCAGCCUGGUGUGAAUGAAACUCCCAC